Molecule: messenger RNA, 894 nt
Organism: Hyaloscypha bicolor E
Lineage: Eukaryota; Fungi; Ascomycota; Leotiomycetes; Helotiales; Hyaloscyphaceae
Exons: 1
Coding region: 215-715 (166 amino acids)
Source: RefSeq, a predicted model, not a curated record
UUUCGAUCUUUCUUCCUUCUUAAAUUUCCAUCCAACCUUCAACUCCAACCUUCUUCCUUGCAACAUCAACCACAACACUCUACAUCUAUCACCGUAACUUCUUGUUCUGGUACAAGGUGUUGUGAUCGACUUCCUCCUCACCCCCUGACUUUGUACUUCUUUGUACACUACCCACACACCUGCUUUCAACGCUCUCCCACGCCUGUUGCCGAUCAUGGGGGCACCCAUUCGCGUACCGCCGACCCGACCCUCAACUCCAACAUUCGAGCAUCAACUUCCUCCUACCCGCCCAUCAACUCCCACCUUCGGUCGCAUUGAGAGGAUUGCUGAGGCUCCCUCAAGGGCUGAUCCCAAUCUCCCUCUGGUUGAGACGUCGUCGCCGAUUCAAGCUCCUCCAUCUCCUAUGGAAGCCUCACAACCCGACCGUGUUAACUCCAAUGACCCUGGUGAUGACACGACUGAAGGGAACGAGCAGAAUGGUCAUCAAACUACUUCUGUAAGUCCCCAAAUCGCUCAUAUGAUAUAUAUCUAUAUGUUCCCUUCUUGUCGCAAGCGCGUUGUUUGCCGCUCACCCGCCCAUUUUCCUUUAUCUCGAUUUCGUGUCGUUUACCGCUCUGCCCCUUUUCCUUCAUCUCAAUUCACAUUCAGCGCACUUUUGUUAGCGCACAAAGAUUUCACAAUCUUUCACUUGAAACCCUGCCCUCAUAUAUCAUAGACAGACAGUGCCUUCUAAAUGUACUUUGUCUUUUUUCCCCUGUGCCCCCUUUCCGUUUUUCUGUUCUCAGCCAGGACGGGCAUCCGUCGCCUUUGCUAGUCAGUUGUUCCACAACCAAUCCUCCGUUAUCUCCCCUUUCUUCGCACUUGCUUUAUAUCCAGAUAGCCCAAAAGGCGUCA